AUGCCGACCACGUGCGGCUUCCCGAAUUGCAAAUUCCGAUCACGUUAUCGUGGACAAGAAGAUAAUCGUCAUUUCUAUCGUAUACCAAAACGACCACAAGUAUUACGUCAACGUUGGUUACUUGCCAUUGGACGUACCGAGGAGACCGUCGUCAGUCAGCUACGAAUCUGCUCAGCACAUUUUGAAGGUGGUGAGAAGAAAGAAGGCGACAUUCCAGUACCGGAUCCAACGGUCGAUAAACAGCUGAACAUCGAGCUGCCACCGAAGGAAAGUAAAGGCGGAGAACGGAAACGAAAUAAAGGUAGCCCUCCUUUGUCGAGGUCGCUUGUCGUUCGUAAACGUCAGCUGCCUGACUUCCUACGGAAUCCACUUGGUGAGUAA
Cooperia oncophora is the source of this 381-nucleotide messenger RNA. The record is from the annotation of a GenBank genome assembly. NCBI's taxonomy places the organism in Eukaryota, Metazoa, Nematoda, Chromadorea, Rhabditida, Trichostrongylidae.